Rotaria sp. Silwood2 is the source of this 210-nucleotide messenger RNA. Lineage: Eukaryota; Metazoa; Rotifera; Eurotatoria; Philodinida; Philodinidae. The record is from the annotation of a GenBank genome assembly.
AUGAUAUUUACAAGUAAUUCAGCUGUUGAAUCAUCGGGAUUUCAAGCUGCAAUAGCACUUCAUUUUCCAAUGAUUGCUUCAUGUCCUCAAAGUCUUGGAUUUUUUCAAUGUAAAAAUAAAAAUUGUAUUUCAAAACAACUUCAAUGUAAUGGACGAAAUCAUUGUGGUGAUGGAACAGAUGAAACUUUGUGUAGUAUCUUUUUUAGUUAA